Achroia grisella is the source of this 902-nucleotide messenger RNA. It is a transcript of the gene Ski6, whose product is annotated as exosome complex component RRP41. The transcript is spliced from 6 exons. NCBI's taxonomy places the organism in Eukaryota, Metazoa, Arthropoda, Insecta, Lepidoptera, Pyralidae. Gene Ontology annotation, biological process: poly(A)-dependent snoRNA 3'-end processing; rRNA catabolic process; nuclear mRNA surveillance. Bases 146 to 889 code for a protein of 247 amino acids. The record is from RefSeq and is a predicted model, not a curated record. Gene Ontology annotation, cellular component: cytoplasmic exosome (RNase complex); nuclear exosome (RNase complex); nucleolus.
UACUACAACAUGGUACAAAUAAACACAUCCACUCAGUAGAUAAUUUGUAAUCAGUAUAUUACAGUAUUUUGUUUGUUUUCGUCUAUUGUAUAAACACAAACACAUAUAAUAAAAUUAUUUUUAAAUACAAAUAACUAUUGUUAAUAUGCCAGGACCGGACUUGCUUUCAAGUCAAGGUCUUCGACUUGACGGUAGAAGACCCAAUGAAUUACGCAGAAUUAGAUGUAAACUUGGUGUCUUCACACAACCUGAUGGCAGUGCCUACUUAGAACAGGGAAAUACAAAAGUUCUAGCAGCUGUUUAUGGACCACAUCAGGCAUCGAAAUCAAAACUUUCUACUGAAGGGGUUGUAGUUAACUGUCAGUACAGUAUGGCUACUUUUUCAACAGGUGAAAGAAAAAACAGGCCACGGGGAGACCGUAAAUCACAAGAGAUGUCAAUGCAUUUACGGCAAGCCCUCACUGCUGCCAUCAAGACAGAAUUAUACCCACGCUCACAGAUAGAUAUCUAUGUAGAGGUUUUGCAGGCAGAUGGUGGCGCAUACUGUGCGUGUGUGAACGCGGCGACGCUUGCACUAACUGAGGCAGGUAUACCGCUGCGCGCAUACGUCUGCGCCAGCUCGGCCUCCAUGGCGACGGCGCCCGAACCUCUGCUCGACGUCGGACACGUGGAAGAGGCUGCUGGCGGACUUGUGCUGACAGUUGCCGCGAUGCCAACCACUGGUAAAAUAGCACUAUUAGAGAUGUCUCACAGAUUACACAUGGAUUAUUUCGACAUUGUGCUAAGCAGAGCUAUGCAGGGUUGUAGAGAUAUAGAGAUAAUAUUGGACAGAGCUGUAAGAGACCAUUUAGCAGAAGGAUGGACAAAAGAUGAUGUAACGGCGGUAUGAAAUAUAUGCUCAA